AUGCCACCAAAGAGAAACACAAACACUAACGCGGUCAUGGACGAGGAAGUACCCGUUAGUGUAGCUUUUAUGAAAGAGAUGCUGGAACAACAAAAAAUCUACUACAAAGAUCUCCUGGACCAACAGGAAAAAAAUUUCCGCUCAUUUGUACAAAUAAUAACAGAUUCAACCAAUCAAAGGAUGGAUAAUCUCGUCAGAGAGAUGCAGGAUUUAAAAAACAGUCUGAACUUCUCACAAGGAGAGCUCGGUGACAUGAAAACGGUAAGUGGAAAGAACGUGGACAAAAUAAAACAGUUGGAACAAGACAUCCUGACCUACAACAACGAAGUGACUGAGAUUGUAAACAAAGUGGACUACAUCGAGAACCAGUCACGAAGGAACAAUCUUAUCUUCGAUGGGAUCAAAGACGACAAGAAGGAGACAUGGGAACAAUCUGAAGUCAAGGUUAAAGAAGUACUGAAGACCAAGUUGCGUCUGAACACCGACGCAAUAGAAAUCGAACGGGCUCAUCGUAAUGGCAGACCAGGAGAUCGACCACGCCCCAUUGUUGUGAAGUUCUCACGCUUCAAGGACAAACAGAGCAUAUUAAGACACGCAAAACUGCUGAAAGGUACAUCGAUCUACAUUAAUGAAGACUACUCGGAAAGGAUCAGACAAAAGAGGAAAGACUUACUACCAGCACUACGGGCAGCCAGAGAACGAGGUCAAGUGGCUCACAUACGGUAUGAUAAACUUGUGAUCUCUGAUCGCGGGACUGCCAACAACUAG
Molecule: messenger RNA, 768 nt
Organism: Branchiostoma floridae (Florida lancelet)
Lineage: Eukaryota; Metazoa; Chordata; Leptocardii; Amphioxiformes; Branchiostomatidae
Exons: 1
Coding region: 1-768 (255 amino acids)
Biological process (GO): retrotransposition
Cellular component (GO): ribonucleoprotein complex
Molecular function (GO): single-stranded RNA binding
Source: RefSeq, a predicted model, not a curated record